CUGAACAGAAAGGGUGCAGGUGAAGGCAGGCAGCAUUAAAGACUGAUCAGAGACGGCAGCGCUCUGCUCUGUCUCUACAGCUACUGUCUGCACUGGGACAAUGACUCGGACAAUGACUCGGAUUCUAUUAUGGAUGCUCCUCCUGAUGGCCUGCUGCGCCCCCUCAGAGAGCCACGGAAGCCAUAAAUUUGAGGAAGCUAAGGACUAUGAGGUGGUUCGACCGAUCCGACUUCACACAGUCAGAAGACGGAGUGCAGGGAACCUGAGGCCAGAUAUAAUAAAGUAUGGGAUGACCGUGAGAGGAGAACACAUGGAAAUGCAUCUGGAAAGAAAUGAUGAAUUAGUCACCAAUGACUACUCAGAAACUCACUACUUGGAAGAUGGGACUCGAGUCACCACGACUCCUGAUGACAUUGAUCACUGCUACUAUCAAGGAAAGAUCGUGAAUGACAGCAAGUCGUCUGUGAGCAUCAGCACCUGUGACGGACUGAGGGGCUACUUCAGGACAUCUGCUCAGAGAUAUCUGAUUGAACCGCUGACCGCAAACGAUGAGGGUGAUCACGCUGUAACUGCAAUCAAUGAGAAUGAGAAAGAAAUCAGCCCUGCAGUUUGCGGUGUCACCAACACCACCUGGAGUGACGACUUUGAACCACCAACCAGCCACAGCCGCUCAAGAUCAGGGGGAAUAACAAUUGUCCAGCAGCAGAAAUACCUCGAACUCUUUCUUGUUGCUGAUAAUCGUGAGUACAGGAAGAUGAAUGAGGAUAAGAACAAACUGAGGAAGAGGAUUUUUGAAGUUGUCAACUUUGUCAACAUGGCCUAUAAACCCCUGAGGACCUUCAUCGCCCUGGUGGGACUGGAGAUCUGGUCCAACGGUGACCAGAUCGCAGUGACUCCUCCAGCUGGAGCUAACCUGGACGCCUUCAUGAAGUGGAGGAACUCUGAGCUGGUAAAGAGGACGAAACACGACAAUGCUCAUCUGAUCAGUGGAAUUGAUUUUGAAGGCUCGACCGUGGGACUGGCUUUUAUCGGAACUCUUUGUUCAGGUCAUUCUGUUGGUGUAGUACAGGAUCACAAUGACCGUGCCAUUGCAGUGGGAGCCACACUGGCCCAUGAGAUGGGCCACAACCUGGGCAUGGACCAUGACGACUCUAGUGCCUGCAGCUGUGCCGGUGAAAGCUGCAUCAUGGCUGCAGCCCUCAGCUGGAACAUACCUCGGUAUUUCAGCAGCUGCAGCAGCAUCAACUACGAAAAGUACCUACUGGGCCGCAGACCUGACUGCAUGCUGGACAGACCUAACUACAAAAGCAUGGUGGCGCCCCCUGUCUGCGGGAAUGGCUUUGUGGAGGCAGGAGAGCAGUGUGACUGUGGAACAGUGCAGGAAUGUACCAAUCCUUGUUGCAACGCCACCACGUGUUCACUUAACGAUGGUGCACAGUGUGCAGAGGGAGAAUGUUGUGAGGACUGUAAGAUCCUGCCUCGCUCCAGGGAAUGUCGCACGAAACAGGAUGAGUGUGAUUUGGCCGAGUACUGUGAUGGGAAGACCAACGUCUGCCCUGAAGAUGUGUUUGCUGUGAAUGGAUUCCCUUGUAAUGAAGACCACGGUUACUGCUACAACGGCCAGUGUCCACAGAGGCCAGACCAGUGUGUUAAACUUUAUGGAGCAAGUGCUAUAGAGGCCAGAGCACAAUGUUACAACUAUAACACCAGAGGAAGCUACUUCGCCUUCUGCAAACGUCCUUCAAAAGACCAGUACAUCCCCUGUCAACAGAAAGACAAGUUUUGUGGGAAACUCUUCUGUCACCAUGGUCAAGACAAUCCGAACUACGGCCGCAUGGUCAGAGUGGACAACUGCAAGGCCGCCUUUUUUGAGGACCACACCAAAGACCACGGUCAGGUGGACACUGGGACAAAGUGCGGGGAUGGAAAGGUCUGCAGUGAGAACGAGUGUGUGGAUCUGCUCGUAGCUUACAGGAAUUUUAAUUGUUCUGCAAAGUGUCCAGGUCAUGCUGUGUGUAACCACAGGGACGAGUGUCAGUGUGAACCUGGGUGGAUGCCUCCUUACUGCAACACAAAGGACGGAGAUUUAUCUUCUCUUUCUACCGGAGCAAAGAUUGCAGUUUCUAUAGCAGUUAUACUCAUACUUGUAGGAAUCAUAGCAGGUGUGCUGGGGUUCCUCUGGAAAAAACGGAAGGGAACCUUGUUGCCUACAUCACGUACCCAGAGGAAACAGGCUCCAGUGGAAAGAUCCAUUCAGCGCCCGAACGUAGGACCACCUUCUGCCUUCGUGUCACAUCAGCCUGGAAAAGCAAAACCCAAAGGAGCACCUCCACCACCUCCUCCUGCAGGAAAUCGACCCAAACCACUGGGUCAGAACUACAUAGCUGCUCGUCAGGCACUGAGGCCAGUCCCUCCACCAAAGGUCUGAGCUUUGAUGACGUCAACUUUGAUGUAGGCAAUUAUGUCACUUCCACCUGUAGGGUGGGUGCAGGGUGUAUUUUCUUCCAAACCUGUGUCCAACUAGCCUGGACCUGAGGCUGCUCUCAGGAAGAUUUUUUUAUAAAUGCAGACAGUGGUCUGCACCAUUGUCUAUUUUUACGUGUGUUGAGGGACCACAGAUUCCCAUCAUGCAUUGCUCCACACUGCCUGUAAAGUACAUGGACUGAACAUUUAUUUUUUUGAUGCACUUUUAUUCUUCUGUGAUUUUCUAAGUUGUGGUUUGCGGCUCUGGUCCUGAAUAUGAGCCAUACUGUUUUAUUCUGUUUUGUUGUUGUUGUUUUUGUUACAGUUGUUGAUUUAUAAAGCAAAAACGGUACACGUGAUUGGAUGACAUAAAUGUUGUUGUGUUGUGAGGAAUGACAAAUAUCUGAAUGGAUGUAAGAAUUUUUUUAUAUUUUCAACUUCUUAAUUACUGCAUCAAUUUUUGCAGGAGCUCGUCUGUAUGAAUUAAAGUUUAAUAAAAAAGGUUAAAAAGUUCAUUUCACAAAGAAAAGUUAAGUAAAUCUAUUAUUUGUGUCCGACUGUGUUCGAAAGCUGCAGUAAAGUGAAUUUGAUACACAUGUAUGUUUUGGUACAUUUUCUACAAAGUUGUUUAAAUUGUGAACAUUUUAAUCACUAAAAUAUUCCUCUGCACAUGUAUAUAUUCAUUAAUAUGAUAGAGUUUUAGUUAUUUAAUUAUUUGUUAUUAGGUUAGAACUUUGAGUUAUAUUAAAGGUUUAAAUUGUGUUUUAAAAAUAGUCUGAGAUAUGAAACGAAUAACUUACAAACAAAUGUGUGUAAUUAUUUCUUAGCCGUCGAACGAGGACAAUAACACCUCUUCAUUCUCUAUGUAUAAUGUCAUAAAGUGGAGGAAGUAUAAUGACACAUUAUCUGCUGUGAAUAGAAUGGAAUCCCUUUCAUCGCAGUCGACUGAUAUCAUGUCGUCCACGAGCUGCUACUGCAUACAAGAUAUAUUUUAUCUCUGAUGCCAGAAUAUGUGCAGAGUUUUUACGUUUUUUAACUGAUGUUAAAAUCAUUUCACUUCAUGUACAUAAAAGAAGUACUAAA
This is a messenger RNA of Cynoglossus semilaevis (tongue sole), 3546 nucleotides long. Its product is annotated as zinc metalloproteinase-disintegrin-like batroxstatin-3. The transcript has 22 exons. Gene Ontology annotation, biological process: proteolysis. Gene Ontology annotation, cellular component: plasma membrane. Gene Ontology annotation, molecular function: metalloendopeptidase activity. NCBI's taxonomy places the organism in Eukaryota, Metazoa, Chordata, Actinopteri, Pleuronectiformes, Cynoglossidae. The record is from RefSeq and is a predicted model, not a curated record. The coding region runs from base 101 to 2428 and encodes 775 amino acids.